Molecule: messenger RNA, 4178 nt
Organism: Tyto alba (common barn owl)
Lineage: Eukaryota; Metazoa; Chordata; Aves; Strigiformes; Tytonidae
Gene: DCBLD1
Product: discoidin, CUB and LCCL domain containing 1
Exons: 15
Coding region: 8-2296 (762 amino acids)
Source: RefSeq, a predicted model, not a curated record
GAGGAGGAUGCCGGGGGGCGGCCGCCCCCCUCCUCGGGAGCGCGGGCCGGCCCCGGAGCCGCCCCGGCGAGGAAGAGGAGGAGGAGGAGAGGAAGAGAAAGGAGCAGGAGGGAAGUGGGGAAGUUGUGCUUCGCCCGCCCCGCCGAGAGCCGGAGCCAUGGGCCCCGCCGGGGGGGCGCCGGCUGCCCCCUCGCUGCUGCUCUUGCUGCUGCUCGGAGCCUCGGCCCCGCUCUGGCUGCGGGCGGAGACGCUGGGGGAUGGAUGUGGGCACAUGGUGACGUAUCAAGACAGUGGUACCCUGGCAUCCAAAAACUAUCCUGGUACAUACCCAAACUACACUCUUUGUGAAAAGAAAAUCCAAGUGCCUCCAGGAAAACGCCUGAUCUUAAAAAUUGGAGACCUGGAUAUCGAAUCACAGAAAUGCGAAUCCAGCUACCUUACCAUCCAGAGCUCGUCAACAUUGCAUGGGCCAUACUGUGGUAAUGUGAUGCCCGUCCCCAAAGAAAUCAUUCUGGAUAGCAAUGAAGCAACUAUCCAUUUUGAGAGUGGAUCCCACGUGUCAGGACGAGGCUUUCUGUUGUCCUAUGCCAGCAGUGAUCAUCCAGAUCUAAUCACGUGUUUGGAACGAGCAAACCACUACACAAAGGCUGAAUACAGCAGAUACUGUCCUGCUGGCUGCAGAGACAUAGCAGGUGACAUUUCUGGGGAUAUCGGAGAAGGAUACAGAGAUACCUCGCUGCUGUGCAAGUCGGCGAUACACGCGGGCGUCAUCGCGGACGAGCUGGGCGGUCAGAUCAGCGUCACCCAGCAGAAGGGCAUCAGCCGCUACGAAGGCGUCGUCGCCAACGGCGUCCCCUCGCACGAUGGUUCGCUGUCAGAUAAGCGGUUUAUAUUUACUUCAAAUGGCUGCAAUAAAUCUCUCAGUCUGGAAGAGGGAUUCCUCUCCAAGAGCCAGGUUACUGCAUCUUCCUACUGGGAGGAGACCAACGAAUUUGGGCAACUAUUCCAGUGGACCCCUGACAAGGCUUGGCUUCAAGUCCCAGGAUUGGCUUGGGCCUCUAACCACAGCAGCAAUCGUGAAUGGUUGGAGAUAGACCUGGGAGAGAAGAAGAGAAUAACAGGGAUUAAGACCACUGGUUCUGGAUCCACUAUGCUGAAUUUCAACUUUUACGUAAAGACAUUUACAAUGAACUACAAAAAUAACAACUCAAAAUGGAGAACUUACAAAGGGAUUCUGAGCAAUGAAGAAAAGGUAUUCCAAGGCAACUCCAACUCUGGUGAUGUAGUACGCAAUAACUUCAUCCCUCCAAUAGUGGCCCGUUACGUGCGAAUUUUCCCUCAAACUUGGAACCAAAGAAUAGCACUGAAGCUUGAGCUGAUGGGUUGUCGGAUAAUGCAAGCUAAUAGUUCGUUUACGCAUUCAAUGUGGCAGAAACCAAGCCAGAGCACAGAAACCUCCCUUGGAAAAGAAGACAGGACUGUGACGGAGCCCAUCCCGUCGGAAGAAACUAACUUGGGCUUAAAGCUUACAGCUAUAAUUGUCCCCAUCCUCAUCGUGCUGUGUCUGUUCCUGUUCUCUGGAAUUUGUAUCUGUGCAGCCCUACGCAAGCGAGAAGCCAAAGGACUUUCUUAUGGAUUAUCCAGUGCUCAGAAAUCAGGUUGUUGGAAACAAAUCAAGCAGCCCUUCACCAGACAUCAGUCAACUGAAUUUACCAUCAGCUAUAAUAAUGAGAAGGAAACACCACAAAAACUAGAUCUGGUCACCAGUGACAUGGCAGAUUAUCAGCAGCCUCUCAUGAUCGGGACGGGGACAGUAACGCGGAAAGGAUCUACUUUUCGACCCAUGGACACCAAAGACGAGGGAAGAAGGGGGAGUUCAGAGUUUGAAAAUCACUAUCACUGCCCACACAGAGCUAACCGGCACGAGUACGCUCUGCCCCUGACCAGCCAAGAGCCCGAAUACGCCACCCCCAUCAUAGAGCGGCACAUAGCAAGAGAAAAUAAUUUCCCCUCUGAAAACGGCUACAACGUACCUGUCGUCUCGUCUCAGAAGCAAUCCCUUUGUGCCAGCAGCUUCUCCAGUUCAUGUAAGACCGAUACCAGGAACGGAGACUAUCAGACACCCCAGAGUGUCAUAAACUACGACAAACCCAAAGUUAACGGUGUUCUGACCUCCGUGAGCUACAGCACAGACUACCAGAAACCUCAGCCCAACGCCCUCGGGAGCGAGGGUUACUCCACGCCCAGAGACUGCCUAAAACCAAUAAGCCAGACAGCGAUGACGGCUCUCUUGUGAUCUGCCGAGCAGGAGGGACGCGGUGCGCAGGAACGUGGCUGCACAGCUUUCUGAAGUGAAAACAGAGUUUGGAGGGACUCUGCUGCGGGAGGCAGAAGGCAAACAAGCCCUGUGUACAUAAUAUUGCAGUCUUGCUGGGUUCUGACAUCUGAAGAAAGCAUAUGCUGUUUAUCACUGUUUAUAGCAAGAGAGAUGUUAUCAGUGAAGACUGUACAUCUUAUUUUCUGUAACUGAUCUCAGUGCUCCAUUUGCAAUGUGUGCAAUUUGUACAUAGCUUUUAUUUAAGGAGAAUUUCUUAAGUUUCCUUUUCACCUGGGGGAUCGGAAGGAUUGCAGAAAAGCCUAUUUAAGAAAAAACAGGCCUCCUUCUCUGUCUUUAUUUUACCUGUUUUUUGUACUGGCAGCUGUAAAUGGUGUAUCUUGUGGUUGUGGUGGUUCAUCUCCUUUCCUAUGAUAACUGAAGAUAGGGCAUCACUGUAGUUCUUUCUGGGAGGAUAGAAGUAAACUACUUGAAGCAUAACAUGCACAAGAGAAGGCAGCUGAGCAUUUAACUACUGUGCUCAAACCCAACUUCCCGGCUGCUCCUUUAGCCGCAAUUCUUACGUGCUCAAAUUUGAUCUAGCAUAUGAGCUGAGCCUGCUUAACUUGCUAGUCAUGUUAGAAACAGGUAGAAAGGCUGAAACCACUUUUGAGUUCAAGCCAUGGUGAUCACUCUGCAGUAGAAAAAAGACAACAAACAAACCCAACACCUGUCAAUCUGGGUUGGGGUUUUUUGUUUGUUUGUUUGUUUUUUGUUUUUGGGGUUUUUUUUUGUAAGGAAGGGUGUGUGGAACCAAAAUAUGAUUUUACACCUGCAAAUUAAGUCCUAUUCAAGCCCUAGCUGAUGCUUUUGCUGCUAAACUAUAAGGAAAUUUGUUCCUUGCCAUAAAGCAGCUAACUUCCUGAACUCUUCAUUGCUCCACUAGGUAUUUUUCUGUCUCACAAACUGAGUGUAGCAUUUCUAUUUGAAAUAUUUCAACUAAGUAAAACAGUGUGUGUAUGGCUUACGGUCGCAGCUAAAUUUGCAAGACAGCAGAUCAGCACAGUUGUUUUCAAAUAGUUUUUCUUCUGCAGCUAAUGUUACCCUUAAUUCUGGUUUUGGACAAACUUGAAAAAGCAUGGGGAUGGGUGCAAUGUAUCGCACAGUAGCUGACUCCUCUUCCAGCAGAGGCGUCACUGAAGUGAAACAGCUUCUGGUAGCGACUGGGACCGACCGCUGCCCUUCUACCUGCAGCGCUUGGACCGGCACUUCGAAAGCUGGUCCUAAAAUGUCAAGCAGUGAUAUACUUCUGGGAGGGAAGAACGGUGCUAUAUUUAAAGCACAGGGCUGGGAAACGAGACCAGUAAAACCUGAGCUCUGGGAAAGUCGCUACCUGAAGGCCCUCCACUUCCCUGCACGUAAACUGGGGAUAAUUUGCACAGGAUGCAAGAAAGAUUUGUGGUCUGUUCGCAGAGUGCUUUCAGAUCCUUGGGUGGAAAGUGCUGUCGGAGUACGGACUAGCCGCAGUGAUACCACGCACAGAUAGUCCUAACUCCAGCCGCAUCCGACCUUAAGGCAAGCUCUCGGUGGGUUCUUUGCGUACACUUGUUUUUGUGGCCUCAAGUGGUGCCAUUCCCUCACCCUGCCGCACCCUGCAUGCCAUUCCGGUGCAAAGAAAGAGUCGAGGUAACCUUGUAGCCUUCCUGUGGUUGCUGUCAUUACUGUUUCUGUGAAAUGUCUAAAACACCUCAGGUCCUGAAGUGAAACAGCAGCAGCCUGUUUGUUAGACCGAGCUGGGUGGUGUUGUUUACCUUCUGUUGUUUACAUGUCUGUGUAAAUAAAGAACACUGGUAUUUGUAAAUCA